CCUCCCCCUACCCGUCCCACCUCCACACAUCCACACACACCUCUAAUGGCCCCUCCCCCUACCCGUCCCACCUCUCCCACUUCCACACAUCCACACACACGCACCACCUCCCCACCAAUAAGAACAUACCAGGACCAGCCCACCCACAACACCCCACCAGCUGAGUCCCCAAAACCGGAAACCACCGGCCCCACCUCCAGUUCACCAUCCAGCACCAGCGUGUCUUCAGCGCCCCCCAGCUCUGAGUCGCCGACGCUCACGCCCCAACAAAGAACUACGCCACCCCGCAGACAUCCAGAGGCUUCAAGCGAAGCCGGCAACCCUCCAAGCAGCCUCCCGCCCCAGGCCAAGCCCCGCCCACACAGCCCCGCCCAGAUCAACGUCAGGGACGACACCACUACGGUCCAUGACCCCCCCACUUUAGACCCCCUGCUUGGCCGGCCUGGUUUCAGCCUUCAUCAUCACCGCCGUCAUCAUCACUCUGCUCCUCUUCCUCAAACUGCGGCAGAGAGACGCCCAGCCCGAGUUCCGCCGGCUGCAGGACCUGCCGAUGGACGACAUGAUGGAGGACACACCUUUGUCCAUGUACAGCUACUGACUGGGAACCCUGAAACAUCCGACCAAACAGAGAGGAUUCUGGGUAACCGUGAGAAGACUUGUGCAAGGAGGCUGCAGGAGACCAAGACGUUCUGCUUCUGAUCUGGAGUCUGUUUUAGUGGCUUUAGUAGCUUCUAUUGGUCAGCCAUCUCCGGGGGGUAUGACCUCCUGCGUGAGGUCUGUAGGCAACCAUCUUCGGGGGUGGGGGGAUUAUAGAAUAUCUCCUCGUACAUGAGGUCUGGCUCAUCAUUAGAAGUCAAAAGUUCUAAAAGAACAGAAGAUGGAACCAGAGACGACUUUAGAGGAAAACAAGUCGUUCUUCUGAUCGCAACGUGUCCCGUGAGUGACUUCGGGGGCCUCGUUCGGGACAGAGGAUGUCGCAUGUGUACAGACUGUGGUUGUCAUUCUAGGCUAUAGACAAUAAAAUAUAUAUAUAUAUAAUAUAUAAUAUAUAAUGCUGCUCCGACGUGUUUCAACAUUAGCCGCUGAGCUUUCUACUGAUGAUGACAUCACACAGGGAGCCCUGAGCCGGGUCACGUGUGUAACAUGUGUAACGCUGCUAGAGGUCAUUGAUGUUACAUGACUGAAGGCUUCUGUGCUGUCAGGAGACAGAAGAUCAGUCUUUGAGAUAUUAAAGGAAAACUCAAAUACAACGUUUGAGUCAUUUCUUUGCUCUUCACUGAUGAAUGAAGAUAUUUCUGUCCGUACGUCCAGUUCUAAAUGAGAGAUUUCAGAUUUCUAAAAGCGUUAAAAUGGCCCUGAAUGCAUAAGUGUUAAAGUUGAUUAAAAAAGUAUCAAUUAUUGUUUAAUAGUACGCAUAAAAUGUAACACGAUGACAACCUGACAAAAUAAAACAAAUGAAAGAACAAAUGCUAAAAUGA
Gasterosteus aculeatus aculeatus (three-spined stickleback) is the source of this 1478-nucleotide messenger RNA. Lineage: Eukaryota; Metazoa; Chordata; Actinopteri; Perciformes; Gasterosteidae. The record is from RefSeq and is a predicted model, not a curated record.